Messenger RNA from Apodemus sylvaticus (European woodmouse), 3295 nucleotides. It is a transcript of the gene Siglec9, whose product is annotated as sialic acid binding Ig like lectin 9. Gene Ontology annotation, molecular function: sialic acid binding. The transcript has 7 exons. The coding region runs from base 33 to 1484 and encodes 483 amino acids. Lineage: Eukaryota; Metazoa; Chordata; Mammalia; Rodentia; Muridae. The record is from RefSeq and is a predicted model, not a curated record. Gene Ontology annotation, cellular component: plasma membrane. Gene Ontology annotation, biological process: cell adhesion.
AGCAGAGCCUGGAGAGGCAGUUUUAGUUGGACAUGCUGCUGCUGCUCCUGCUGCUGCUGCUUCUCUGGGGGACAAAGGGUGUGGAGGGUGGGAUCGAGGCCAAGGAGGGUUACACCCUGAGUGUGGAAAGUAAGGUGGUGGUGCAGGAGGGCCUGUGUGUCCUUGUGCCCUGUACCUUCUCCUAUCCCCAGGAGAGGCGGAAUGACUGGACCUACCCAGGCCAAAUUCGUGGAUACUGGUUCCGGCAAGGAGCCGAAACAAACAUUGAUCCCCCCGUGGCCAGAUAUUACCCUGCACGGAAGAGGAUCCAGGAGCGAUUCUUCCUGUCCGGAGACCUACAGAGGAAUGACUGCUCCCUGAACAUCAGAGAGGUCAGAAAGGAGGAUGCGGGGUCAUACUUCUUUCGCCUGGACAGAGGAACUAUAAAGUUUAAUUAUAUUAGGAACAUGAUGACUCUGGAUGUGACAGACCUCACUAACACCCCCCAUAUUCUUCUCCCGGAGACGCUCGAAGCUGGCCAUCCCAGCAACCUGACCUGUUCUGUGCCUUGGGUCUGUGAGUGGAGGGCACACCCCACCUUCUCCUGGACUGGUAUCUCUGUGUCACAUUUGAGCACCAACACCACUGUUUCCUCGGUGCUAACCAUCAUCCCCCAGCCCCAGGACCAUGGCACCAACCUCACUUGUCAGGUGACCCUGCCUGGAGCUGGUGUGACCUCAAGAGUGACCAUCCGUCUCAACGUGUCAUAUGCGCCAAAGAAUCUGACUGUGACUGUCUAUCAAGGAGCUGACUCAGUGUCCACAAUCCUGGAGAGCGGAUCAUCUCUUCCUAUCUCCGAGGGGCAGGCACUGCGUCUCAUCUGCAGCACUGACAGCUAUCCCCCUGCAAACCUAAGUUGGUCCUGGAACAACCUGACUCUGUGCCCAUCCAAGUUGUCCAAACCCGGCUUCCUGGAGCUGUUUCCAGUGCAUCUUAAGCACGGAGGAGUGUACACCUGCCAGGCUCAGCAUGCCCUGGGCUCCCAACACAUUUCCCUGAGCCUGUCUCCACAGAGCAGCGCAACUUUAUCUGAAAUGAUGACGGGGACCUUUGUGGGUGCAGGUGUCACAGCCGUCCUUUUCCUGUCUUUCUGUAUCAUCCUCCUGGCAGUAAGAUCCUACAGGAGGAAACCAGCCAGACCAACUGUGGUAGCGCCGAAUCCAAAUACCCUCAAGGCCUCAGUUUCUAAGAAUCCCCUGGUUGAAUCCCAGGCAGAGGACAGCUCUGAGCCCCUGCCUUCCGUAGUUGAGGCAGCCCUCUCCUUCACAGAGGAAGAGGGAGACGACAGCUCCGAGCCCCUGCCUUCCGUAGUUGAGGCGGCCCUCUCCUCCACAGAGGAAGAGAUACAUUAUGCCUCCCUCAGUUUUCACGAAAUGAAGCCGUGGAACCCAUGGGGGCAGCAGGACACUACCACAGAGUACUCAGAGAUAAAGUUCCACAAAUGACCGCAUCGCCAUGACCAUGCCUGGAGGGAGCAUGGCGGCCACGGGAGGCUGGCUCUGGAGAAGGAAAAAGCUGCCUAGGUGGACGAUGCACGGGGCUUCAGCGCCAUUCCUUUCGUGACGCAGACGUUCUGCUGCUGCCCACACCCCUGCGCUGCCCGUCCACACGGGAAUCAUAAGCUUGACUCUUUUCUCCCCCCUCCCCCCCACUUUCCCUUUUGUUUUUUCAAGACAGGGUUUCUCUGUGUAGCCCGGGCUGACCUAGAACUUGCUCUGCAGACCAGGCUGGCCUCGAACUCUUCUUCCCAAGUGCUGGGAGUAAAGAUGUGCACCACCACCCAGCACUUGACUUUAUUGUAAAUGUGUGUGGGAUGUUUUGCCUGCACGCAUGUCUGGGCACCACAUAUAUGCCUCCUGCCUGCAGAGGCCAGUAGAGGUCAUCAGAUACUCUGGAAUUGGAGUCUCAGCGGGUUGUGAGUGGCCGCAUGGGUGCUGGGAACUGAACCCAGUCAUCUGGAAGAGUAGCCAGUCCACUAAGCCAUCUCUCCAGGACUAAGAUUGUUUUCAAUCUAAUUGUUACUUAAAAAUUGGCAUAUAUUAUUUACGCAGUGAUAGGUUUUGCUCUAUUUUCUUCCAAGUGUAUCACACGUUUUGUCCAUGCUCAUCCCCUUCUUCUGUUAGCAUCCUGUUGGUUGCUAGUCUCCGUUCUCUCCCCAGACAAUCCCGUUACGGUUUCAUGCUGUAUGUAUUAGUUAUCUUUCUUGUCUUUGUCGAUAGGAUGCUGACAGAAACAUGAAGGAUUGGAAGGUUUAGUCUUGCUCAAGUUUCAGUCUAUUACGGUGGGGAAGGCAACACGGCGCUCAAGGGCGUACACGCAGUGGAGGCUCCACAUCUGAACGAAUCAGUCAGCAGUGGGCUGAAGCCAGAGCCAGGUGCAGAUUCCAUCUUCCAAGCCCAGACUUCUGUAAGCUGGGCCUCACGUCCACAAGACUCCAUGGCUUUAGAAAAUACUGCGACCAGCGGGGUACCAAGUGUCCAAAUAUAUGGACCUUAGUGGACAAUGUACAUUUAAACCCAAAUAGAUGAAUGAUAGAUAGAUAGAUAGAUAGAUAGAUAGAUAGGCAGGCAGGCAGACAGGCAGACAAUGGUUAGUAGAUGAUAUGUAGAUAGAUGAUAGGUAGAAGACAGGCAGAUAGAUGAUAGAAAAUAGACAUAGAUGAUAAUGAUAGGAAGGUAGAUGAUAGAAGAUAGAUGAUAUAUAGAAGGUAAGUGGUAGAUAUAAGAUAGAUAGAGGACAGACAGACAGACAGACAGAUGAUAUAGAAAAAAUGGACAGACAAAUUGGCAGAGAUGCUGUUCCACUCUACUUUGCCUUUUGGGAUGCACGCCUGAGCAAAAGCAUAAAGAAGAAUCUGCCAUAAGAGGAAACACCGAUAAUAACAUCUUUGCAAAUUUUCACUUCCAUGUGAACAUAAAACGGGACUGAACCCGUAUUUGUGAUGCACAUAUCCUGCCUAUCACUGCUGAUUAAUCUAUGCUUUUUGGUUUGGCUUUUUUUUUUUUUUUUUGAGACAGUGUGGUGGUUUGAAUGAAAAUGGAGUGGCAUUAUUGGAGCAAGUCUGUCACUGAGGGAGGGCUUUGCGGCCCAGUGUCAGCCUCUCUUCCUGCUCCCUGCCUAGCCAGCUGUAGAACUCUCAGGUUUUCUCCAGCACCAUGUCUGCCUACCUGUCUACCACAUGUGUCCUGCCAUGAUGAUCAUGGACUGAACCCCUGACCUGUAAGCCAGUCCUAAUUAAAGGUUUUCCUUUAUAAGA